CUCCUUUCGUAAGCGUAUUUCAAACUGUCCUCAAGAUCAUUCGGGCACAUGGAACAGCCCCUAGUGCCUGGAGUCUCCAAGCUGCUUUCACACUUUGUAGGCGACUGGACUCUGCUGAAUCUGGACACCGCAGGGAGCCCGGUCAUCUGAAUGGCCGAAAAGCUUCUUCAGUAAGCAGCAAUGCCAGGAUGCCUGUCUCAGUCUCCUUACAUCAAGAUGCAACCCAGGAGCGUCCAGUGAGCUUGGCCUCUAUCACCUCUUCGUCAGGCUCAUCCCGGGACAGUCAGGCCAUGGAAGAGCCAAAUGGAACUGGACCUGUGGUUGAGGGCGAGUCUGGCUCCCCCCAUGCCUGCCAUAUCCCCAAUAGCCAUAACAAUUCCAGCAGCUGGCUGAAUCUGAGAGGAUCCCUAAAAGGCUCACCAUUUAGCUCCCGGUCUACAACUGGGCCUGGACAUCACAAACUGAAUUACCUGGGCCGAGUGGUGAGGGAGAUUGUAGAGACAGAGCGCAUGUAUGUACAGGACCUCCGAAGCAUCGUUGAGGAUUACCUUUUGAAGAUCAUUGAUACACCAGGGCUGCUGAAACCUGAACAAGUCAGUGCACUCUUUGGGAACAUAGAAAGCAUCUAUGCACUAAACAGUCAGCUGUUGAAAGACCUGGACAGCUGUAAUUAUGAUCCGGUGGCUGUGGCUAAUUGCUUUGUAGAAAGGAGCCAAGAAUUUGACAUUUAUACCCAGUACUGCAACAACUACCCAAAUUCAGUGGCAGCCCUCACUGAAUGCAUGAGGGACAAACACCAGGCCAAGUUCUUCCGGGACCAACAAGAGGUCUUGAAGCACUCUCUGCCCCUAGGCUCUUUUCUGCUGAAGCCGGUCCAAAGAAUUCUCAAGUACCACCUCCUUCUCCAGGAAAUUGCCAAGCAUUUUGAUGAGGAGGAGGAUGGCUUUGAGAUGGUUGAAGAUGCAAUUGAUACCAUGACUUGUGUGGCCUGGUACAUCAAUGACAUGAAGAGGAAGCAUGAACAUGCUGUCCGACUCCAGGAAAUCCAGUCACUCCUGAUCAAUUGGAAGGGGCCGGACCUGACGACCUAUGGAGAGCUAGUCUUGGAAGCCACUUUCCGUGUGCAUCGUGUGCGGAAUGAGAGGACUUUCUUUCUCUUUGACCAGGCACUGUUCAUUACUAAAAAGCGAGGAGACCACUUCGUCUACAAAGGUCACAUCCCGUCCUCCUCCUUGAUGCUGAUUGAGAGCACCAGAGACUCCCUAUGUUUCACAGUCACUCACUAUAAACACAGCAAGCAGCAAUAUAACAUCCAGGCCAAAUCAGUAGAAGAGAAGCGUGCAUGGACUCAUCACCUCAAGAGGCUGAUCCUAGAGCAUCACCAUGCCACUAUUCCCCAAAAGGCUAAGGAAGCCAUCUUGGAAAUGGACUCCUAUUACCCUAAUCAAUACCGCUACAGCCCAGAAAGGCUGAAAAAGGCUUGGUCUUCUCAAGAUGACAUGCCCACACAAGUGCGACAGCAUCGGCGACAAUCUGAGCCAACCAAACAGCUUCUCAGGCAGCUUAAUGAGAAAGCAUCAAGGGUAUCGGGUCUCAAGGUAAGACCAAAGAGCGGACUGGAGAUGGGAUACAGGAUGGAACAGGGAAUGGGCUUACAGCAUGCAGGUAGCGCUGGAGCCCUCCUGGACUUUGGGCAGCUGCCCCUUACAGGGGAGCAGCAGUCUGAAGCCGAAGGGGCUGCUCAGGAGGAAGUGGUGGAGGAGGAGCAGGCCCUUCAGAAGGCCUCUCUGGAGGACCUGACUGUGAGCGAUGGCAGCAAGAAGGGGGCCAGGGCUGAGCCACAAGGUUCAGAGGAAGAGGAGGAGGAGGAGAGUCUGGUGGUAGCUGAGCAGGUAGCCGACUUUGCCAGCUCCCUGCUGGCUGCCCUCCACUGCUGGCACUAUCGAGCCAACGCUUUACUUUUCUCCCGGGGCGCUAUGGUUAAAGGCAAUGACGAAUAUGAAGUAGCCAAAGGCUAUAAAAGGCCCAGUGGCCAGUCUCUAACGAGCCCUGAGAAGCGCAUGAGCUUUGAGUCUGUCUCUUCCCUGCCAGAGGCUGAACCAGAUACAGACCCUGACACCAGGCAAGGGCUGUUUCCAGACGUGGAAGGUAAUAGUGCAGAGGUGAUGCAGUCAGACACAGAAUCACCAUGCAUCCUGGAAGAGCACCACCAAGAAGAACUAGGGUCUGAUCAUCCAGUCAAAAUGGUUGACCAUGUAGUUGCCGAGAGCACAGAGGACCUUAAAAACCUCAGCAGUGAGGAAGAGGAGGAAGUGACAGUGCCAGAGCCAGAGAGCAUUCUGCCAACAUCCGUGCUGGACCAGGCUAGCAUCAUUGCUGAAAGGUUUGUCAGCACCUUCUCCCGGCGCAACAGCCUGGCUCUGGAGGAUGGCAAGGCCAGUGGCUUUCUGACUCCCCGGCUGGUUAGUCGGAGUAGCAGUGUCCGGAGCCUUGAUGGCAUUGAGAAGGGGCCAGCCAUCCACUGCAGCACCACAGACUCACUCAGCUCCUUGCUGCCCCUAGAAGCAGACUUUGAUGGUGGGGUGACCCCAGAAAAUAGCUCUACCCUCAACAGGGUUGUGCCUCCAAGCCCCAGCUGCUCAGGAGAACCUGAAAGGUUCUUUAGCAAAAAGGAGGACAUGCUUUCCACCCGAGACCGACUGCUACUUGACAAGAUCAAGAAUUACUAUGAAAAUGCGGAACACCAUGAUGCUGGCUUUAGCAUCCGGCGCCGGGAGAGUCUUUCCUACAUUCCUAAGGGCUUGGUAAGGAACUCUGUGUUCAGGUUCAAUAGCCUUCCUAGGCCAGAACCUAAACCAGUGGCCCCUGUUGGGCGCAAAAGACUAGAUAGUUCCCGACCUGCUUCUUGGACUCUCUUUGAUCUCCCUGGACCAGGCCCAGCUGGUUCUAAGGAUCCUCCCCCCAUCACUGAUGCUGAAUUCCGCCCAUCAUCAGAAAUAGUGAAGAUGUGGGAAAGAAUGGAGUCCCCUGGGGAUAUCUGCAAGAACCCGGCAGAGAGGAACAAGAUGGAAUCAAGCCUGAGCCAGGAGAAUGGCUUUGACCUGCAUGAGCCACUGUUCAUCCUAGAGGAGCAUGAGCUGGGUGCUAUCAGUGAGGAGCCAGUUGGUUCCUCCCUAGAGGGCAUCACCCUCACUGAUCGAGCUGGCCCUGCCCAGCUGGCCAGGGAGCUAAAGGAGCUGGUAAAGGAGUUGAGUGGCAGAGAUGAAGAGCUACCAACUCCACUGCACCCUCACAUCAUGCAGCUCUCCCACAUGAUGGAUAGGGAUUUGACUGAGCGUGUCAAAAACAAGGUCUACCAACUGGCCCGUCAGUAUAGUCUCAGGAUCAAAAGCCAUAAGCCUACAAUGCCUCAGCGAAAAAAGGUAGAUCCAGAGCAAGAGAAGAAUCUGACCUUGCCUCACCUGCAGGAGGAGAUACGAGAGCCACCUUGCAAAGGUAAAAUGAAGCCAUUAUUGUCCCUCUCAAAUAACGAACAAGUGAUGGUCCUGGAACAUGGUCCCUCCAAGGCCUCCUCAGCAAGGGAGAAAUCACCUAGACGCUUCUACAGUCCUUCUGCUGGCUCAAAGGCCACCUCUCCUGGAGGCUGGACAUCUAACCGCAGUCCCCUCAGUCCUGUUGACACAGAAACUUUCCACUGGCCAGAUGUCCGUGAGCUCUGUUCAAAGUAUGCUUCCUAUGAUGAGGCUACUCAAGCUGGACGAGGCCAGCGCCAAGGCCCUCCUGUCAACCGGAGCCUCUCGGUACCAGAAAAUAUAAUGGAGCCAACCCCAGUGGGGAAGGUGAGUCGCUGUUACAGCCUAAACACCCAUACGAGUAGAAGAAGCCAAGAGAUAACCCAGCCUCAGCCUCAUAAGGAUCCGUUUUUACUUGGCUCCUCCCAAAUGCCAGGGCAGGAUGUAGAUGAAGCUUUAUACCUCACAGCAGACUUGACCCUGGAAAAUAACCGGAGAGUCAUUAUCUUGGAGAAGGGGCCACCGCCACUGGUAGGUGAGGAAGAGCAAGACAGCUAUGUGCAAAUCCAGUCCCCCACCUCCCAGGAAAAGAUCUUGAAGGCAACGGUAGAACGAGGCAAGGCUUACCAAGAAUCAGAGGAGUUCCGCUGGCAAGGAGAGGGGGGCUGGGGCUCUCAACAAGUAGGCCAAGGGGAUACAGCUGAUAUGGGCCAACAGGGCCGAGUGAGAAACCUGAGGGAAAAAUUUCAGACCUUGAACUCAAAUGGUUGAAUUAGGCUCCUUGGGAGUGAGAUGGGGAAGUGCUGCUGGGAUGAAGGAAGAGCUAUACCUGUGCGUGAUGGACCUUCUCAAACUUCCCUACCUGCAUCCCAACUCCUCAUAAGCCUCGACUUCCCCAAUCUGCCUGCCUGUCUUCUGACACCAGAUUGUUUGGAGUAAACCUUUGGCAGUUCUUUGCCCUCUGUCUCUCUUCUCCCUUCUAAGCAGGCACUAGUGCUGAUGGUAUCUUUAGCACAUGCUGUGGCCUGCUGCCUUGUGCUGCUGGCUGAAAAGCUCCCUGGGGGAUGAGACCAUUGUUAUGCCAGGAGAACCGGACUCUAUGCUGUUACAGUCAGAAGCCUGUGUGGGCUACUUCUCUUUUAUGUUUUUCUCUUUUGGUAUAAGACCAGAUAUUUAAGCUCACUUCUCUCCAGGGAGAGGUGCCCACAGGCCAUGGUCUGCAUCUUGCCAGCCACUGCCAGGCUGAAGAGUGUACCCAGAAGAAAAUGUGGCUCAGAAGCACUUCCUUUAUCAAAUGCUCCCAUUCCAAGCAUUCAGGCAGAAAACAGAAGUCUGGGACUUGAACAAUAAUUUAUUACUUUCCAUCCUGUGGGGUGUGUAUGUAUGUGUGUUUGUGUGUAUGUGGUUUUUUGGUUUGUUUCCUCCUUCCCCUUUCCUAUUUUUAAGAAUGUAAUUGACUCAGUCCAGGUACUUUUGAGGGUUGCUUUGCUGACCCAAUGGUUGUUUCUAAUGUACACACAUUUUAUCCCUUGCCAAUGGUGCAAUAACCACUGCUGACCAGCCAA
Trichosurus vulpecula (common brushtail) is the source of this 5077-nucleotide messenger RNA. RefSeq names its product pleckstrin homology and RhoGEF domain containing G3 (gene PLEKHG3). The record is from RefSeq and is a predicted model, not a curated record. NCBI's taxonomy places the organism in Eukaryota, Metazoa, Chordata, Mammalia, Diprotodontia, Phalangeridae. Gene Ontology annotation, molecular function: guanyl-nucleotide exchange factor activity. The transcript has 18 exons. Bases 189 to 4283 code for a protein of 1364 amino acids.